Molecule: messenger RNA, 856 nt
Organism: Prorocentrum cordatum
Lineage: Eukaryota; Dinophyceae; Prorocentrales; Prorocentraceae
Source: the annotation of a GenBank genome assembly
GAGGUGGUGCUGCACCCACGCCGACCUCGGCUGCGAGGGGCACAAGGCGGUGGAGCGCUUCGACUGCCGCGACGGCUUCUUCCGGUGGAAGCAGGCGUGGCUGCCGGAGAAGCAGGAGUGGUGCUGCGCCAACGAGGGCCGGGGCUGCCCGGACGAGCCCCCGGAGCCGCCGCGGGACAAGCCUACCGUGCCGGUGCAGCAGGCGGACAAGCCUACUGUGCCGGUGCAACAGGUGGACAAGCCCACCGUGCAGGCGACUGCGCCCGCCGCGGCCCGCGGCCUGCGCCUCGGGACCUCGAAGGGCGCCGGCGCCGCCGGCGCCGGCGCGUUCGACUGCUCCGAGGGGUACGAGGAGAGGCUGCGAUGGCCGGAGGACAAAAGGAGGUGGUGUUGCAGGAGAGAGGGGCUGGCCUGUUCCAGGGCGUCGCGGGCGUGAGCGGAGUGGGCCCCCGCCCGCGCCGCAGUGGCACCGCUCUGGGCCGCUGGCGCCGUGUUGCCCACAGCCGCGUCGAGGGGGGAGAGGAUGAGUUGUUCGCGUCAUGCGUUUCCCCGAGGCGGGCUCGUCGUUUGCUCGUCUGGGUGGCGUACUGCCCAACAGGAUUGUGUGUUCAUCUUCUUGUGUUCUGAAGUUUGAAGCACUGCGCCAAGAAGGCGUGAACGCGAAGGCAGGUACAAUGAUGAUGGCCACUUGUAAAGUACGACCCCCGCUAGGUGCAUUGGUGCUCUGUCCAGAAGCCCUCCAAAGGAGGGAUACGUAGCGUGCUCUAUGCGGGCAGGCUCGUGAACAGGGGGGAGAGAUGAGCAGAGCUCGCCUCCAGAUCGAGAUGUUAAUGAUGCACGCGGAGCCGAGCGGCGC